CCGCUUUCUCUGUUUCUUCAACAUACUCUCAACACUGAACUCGUGCUCUAUCUGCUCUAUCUCUGUCUUUCGCUUGACCCCGAAGCUUACCAAGUAUAGUUAUUGACUAUGGCAAUUCAGAAGCUUGCGUUGAUCUUCAAAAACCCUCAUAAUGACGACGAGUUUCUGCUCGUUAAACAGUCACACCCGCCAAAAUUUGAUCACCAAGAGUACGAUUCUUACGUCGAUUCUGAUCUGUGGGACUUGCCCUCCGCUCAAUUGAACCCCCUGCAAGGAAAAUCCGGGUCUCAAUGUGUCGUGGAAGUUGCAGAAUCGCGUUCGGAAGAGAUUGAUUUGAAAGAAUUCGACUUACGCUCGGCUUUUAACGAGAUCUUUGAACAAAUAGGCUUUGGGGCAGUUGAAAUGGGAGUGUGGAAAUACUACAAGUAUGUGAAGGAACCUGCAUUUGGACCUGACUUGCCCAUUCAAACGGUCUUCAUCACGGGAGUAUUGCCAGCCGAGGACCAUGACUUACGAGAUAUAUGUAGAUGGAUGUCUGUCCAGAGCUGUCUUAACUGGCUUUUGGAAGUAAAACCAUCUAGCAAACGUGUUGGACCAUUGGUAGUUGUUAGUCUUAUAAAUGACUCAUUAGGUUCUGCGAAGUGGAAAGUUCCUCCAACCAUAGGUUAUCAGGAGUAUCCUCCUGGUGUUGUGCUUAUACCUAUGAGAAGUAGGACCCAAAAGCCUUUUCACACGACAAACUUGGUGGUAUUUGCCCCAGACGAUGUUCCAAGUGAGUCUGGGGAUAAAAGUUUUAUUGCAUGUGGAGAUGCUCUGAUAGUUGAUCCAGGAUGUCUAUCACAGUUCCAUGAAGAGCUAUUGAAAGUUGUUGCCACUUUGCCGAGGAGAUUGAUUGUCUUUGUCACUCAUCACCACUAUGAUCAUGUUGAUGGUCUCUCGGUUAUCCAAAAGUGCAAUCCUGAUGCUAUUUUGUUAGCACAUGAAAACACCAUUCGUCGCAUAAGCAAAGAUGACUGGUCACUAGGCUGUACCUCAGUUUCUGGAGAUGAAGAAAUUAACAUAUGUGGUCAGACAUUGAAAGUUAUUUUGGCACCGGGACAUACAGAUGGUCACAUGGCGCUACUUCACGUGAACACUCAUUCAUUAAUUGUUGGUGAUCAUUGUGUGGGGUGAGGUUCCAUUGUAUUCCAGGAAACAUGACUAAGCAAAGACUGAGCCAAGGAAGUGCUAUCCUGGACACAACUGGUGGGGGUAAUAUGACUGAAUACUUCAAAACCACUUACAAAUUCCUUGGGCUCUCUCCACAUUCUUUAAUACCAAUGCAUGG
Molecule: messenger RNA, 1327 nt
Organism: Neltuma alba
Lineage: Eukaryota; Viridiplantae; Streptophyta; Magnoliopsida; Fabales; Fabaceae
Exons: 10
Coding region: 109-1173 (354 amino acids)
Cellular component (GO): plastid
Source: RefSeq, a predicted model, not a curated record